GUUCACCGCCUGGCUUCUGCGAUGACGAACACGGAGGGCGUGAAGGUUCUGCCGGCGGAUGCGGCGGACACACACACUCAGCGCUGUCGAAUGGGCCCGGCUCUGAUGAGCAGGUUAGGCCUGAGGCUGGGUUCUCCGGUUCUGAUCCGGGUUCUGCAGGGGGCGUGUGUGUGCACCGCAUGGCCUCGACGGGACCUCGCGGACGGGUUCCUGCAGAUCAGCACCCAGUGCUCCACACCGGACCUCGACGGGCUCAUCAACCCGCACAUCAAACCACUAAAGUGCCCGAAACUCACCAGUGUGAGCGUGAAAGUGUUCGUGCGGAAUCUGAAACACGAGAGCGAACCCGUUCACGAGCUGCUGGAGGGGCUUUACGUGCACGAGGGUCACUUGGUGAAUUUGGGUGUGGACACCGAGAUCAGGUUUGUUCUGGUUGAGACGGUGAACUCAGGCUCGCAGAAAGCGGGUUUGGUUACGGCUAGAACUCGCGUUGAUGUCGUCGCGAUACAAUCCGUUAAACACAUGGAGAGGCGGAAGGUGUCCGGAUCGACUCUAGGUGGCGUUGAGGACGUUUACGCCUCGCUGAAAGAAAUGAUCACGUUUCCGUUGCGUUACCCGGCGGUUCUGCGGACUCUGGGUCUGUCGUGUCCACGAGGGCUUCUGCUAAUCGGGCCUCCCGGCGUCGGGAAGACGCUUCUAGUGCGCCACGUCGCGCAGGACAUCGGAGCCGCGCUAGUGACCGUGAACGGGCCUGACGUCACGGGCUCUCGACCCGGAGAGAGCGAGGAGAACCUGCGGCGGGUGUUCGAUCAGGCCCGGGCCGAGGCGGAGGAGGGUCCGUGUGUUCUGCUCAUCGAUGAGAUCGACUCGCUGUGCCCGAGGAGAACGGAGAGCAGUGGAGCGCCGGAGAACCGGCUCGUCGCGCAGCUGCUAACGCUAAUGGACGCCAUCGGCAGUCGUGAGGGAUUCGUGAUCAUCGGAGCCACUAACCAACCGGACGCUCUCGACCCAGCGCUCAGGAGACCCGGGAGGUUCGACAGGGAGGUGAUCAUCGGCGCGCCCUCGCUGCUGCAGAGGCGCAGUAUUCUGACGUGUGUGUGUCGAGAGAUGCCGCUCUCCCCGGAUGUGGAUCUGAACGCUGUGGCUGAGAUGACCUGUGGCUUCGUCGGGGCGGAUCUGAGCGCGCUCAGUAGAGAGGCAGCGCUGCAGGCCAUGAGGCACUCACAGGCGGGAGCGAGUGAGCCGGUGUCGAUGCAGCACUUCAUGCGAGCGCUGCGGCACGUGCAGCCGUCGUGUUUGAGGAGCAGUAUCGGAGCGACUGACUUCAAACCCAUCAGCUGGGAGGAGAUCGGAGGGCUAGAGGACGUGAAGCUCAAACUCAAACAGAGUAUCGAGUGGCCCAUGCGGUUUCCAGAAGCACUGGUGCGGAUGGGUGUUUCUCGGCCCAGAGGAGUGUUGCUGUACGGGCCGCCCGGGUGUGCCAAGACCUCGCUGGUGAAAGCAGCCGCCUCUUCGUCACACUGCACCUUCUUCUCCAUCAGCGGAGCCCAGCUGUUCUCUCCUUACGUGGGAGACUCAGAGAAAACACUCGCACAGUUGUUCGCUCAGGCGCGAGCGUGUGCGCCGUCCAUCGUGUUCCUGGAUGAGAUCGACAGUAUGGUGGGCUCUCGAGCGGACAGCGCCUCGUCUCACAGUGUCCAGUCGCAGGUUCUGUCGGUUCUGCUGACCGAGCUGGACGGCGUGGGGAUCCGGGCCGUGGAGCGGCGGAGCGAGGGAAGAAAGAUGGCUCAGAUGGAGGGAGGAGAGCAGGAGGAAGCCAGAACACAUCAGAUGGAACUCCAGGAAGUGUGUAAUAAGGAUGUUUUGAUAGUGGCUGCCACUAAUAGAGCCGAGGUUCUGGACAGCGCUUUGCUCAGACCCGGCCGACUCGACCAGAUCAUAUACGUGCCUCCUCCAGACCGAGCGGCUCGUCUGGCCGUGCUGCACGUCUGCACUAAACGUGUCCCUCUUCAUCCGGACGUGUGUUUGCAGGAUCUGGCUGAUCAGACUGAGCUCUUCUCUGGAGCCGAUCUAGAAAACCUGUGCAAAGAGGCGGCUCUUCUGGCCCUGCGUGAGGAGGGACUCGACGUGCCCUGCGUGAGGCACAAGUGCUUUAUGGAGGCGCUUCAGAUUUUGAGUCCAUCGCUGAGUCCUGAACAACUUCAGCAGAACUUACACUCAUGUCUCUAACAAUAAAAAUGUUUGUAAUUU
Messenger RNA from Rhinichthys klamathensis goyatoka, 2250 nucleotides. RefSeq names its product AFG2 AAA ATPase homolog B (gene afg2b). NCBI's taxonomy places the organism in Eukaryota, Metazoa, Chordata, Actinopteri, Cypriniformes, Leuciscidae. The record is from RefSeq and is a predicted model, not a curated record. The coding region runs from base 22 to 2229 and encodes 735 amino acids. The transcript is spliced from 8 exons. Gene Ontology annotation, molecular function: ATP binding; ATP hydrolysis activity.